This is a messenger RNA of Cyclopterus lumpus (lumpfish), 7165 nucleotides long. RefSeq names its product kinesin-like protein KIF13B. NCBI's taxonomy places the organism in Eukaryota, Metazoa, Chordata, Actinopteri, Perciformes, Cyclopteridae. Gene Ontology annotation, cellular component: adherens junction. Gene Ontology annotation, biological process: microtubule-based movement; regulation of protein localization. The record is from RefSeq and is a predicted model, not a curated record. Gene Ontology annotation, molecular function: microtubule binding; ATP binding; microtubule motor activity. Bases 256 to 6360 code for a protein of 2034 amino acids. The transcript is spliced from 42 exons.
CAGAGCGCAGCGCCGCUGGGGGCACCUGGCGCACUAAACCGCACCGCAAAUCCCUUCGGCUGGGUUGGCAUGGCUUGACGGGUCUCCGAAGGAAGUUUCAGGAAAUGCAACAGGUGGAGGAGCCGAAGGAAUGAACUGUGUAGUGUCGUGACUCUCGGUAGCGUCCCGGGCUAGCUGCGGUGUGUUCUUCAAGGUGCCUGCGAGAGUCGGACAGCCAAUCUACUGCGCACUCCGUGUUUUCACUCUGGUGGCACCAUGGAUGACAACAGCCUCAAUGACUCCAACGUAAAGGUCGCUGUUCGCGUGCGACCAAUGAACAGGAGAGAAAAAGACCUAAAGACAAAAUGUGUGGUGGAGAUGGAGGGGAACCAGACAGUCCUGAAUCCAGCCAUCACCAACAUUAGCAAAGGAGACCCCCGAAAUCAGCCAAAGGUGUUUGCCUUUGACCACUGCUUCUGGUCCAUUGAUGAAUCUCAGAAGGACAAGUUUGCAGGUCAGGAUGUCGUGUUCCAGUGCCUUGGGGAGAGUCUGCUGGACAACGCCUUCAUGGGCUACAAUGCCUGCAUCUUUGCUUACGGACAGACAGGCUCUGGGAAGUCGUACACCAUGAUGGGCUCGGCGGAGCAGCCCGGUCUGAUCCCUCGGCUCUGCAGCUCCCUGUUCAGCAGGACCGUGCGGGAGGCCCGGGAGGGGGAGUGCUUCACCGUGGAGGUCUCCUACAUGGAGAUUUACAACGAGAAGGUCCGAGACCUGCUCGACCCCAAAGGAAAUCGACAAGCGCUGAGAGUCAGAGAGCACAAAGUCUUGGGGCCUUAUGUUGACGGCCUGUCUCGCCUGGCCGUGGCCUGCUACAAGGACAUCGAGUCUCUGAUGUCGGAGGGAAAUAAAUCUCGCACGGUGGCAGCCACAAAUAUGAAUGAAGAGAGCAGCAGGUCCCACGCGGUGUUCAACAUCAUCCUCACACACACACUCAUGGACCUACAGUCUGAGACGAGCGGAGAGAAGGUGAGCAAGCUGAGUCUGGUGGAUCUGGCUGGCAGCGAGCGGGCGGCGAAGACCGGAGCGGCGGGGGAGCGCCUGAAAGAAGGGAGCAACAUCAAUAAGUCCCUCAGUACUCUGGGUUUAGUUAUCUCUGCCUUGGCUGACCAGGGAGCAGGGAAGUACAAGAGCAAGUUUGUUCCCUACAGAGACUCUGUGCUCACCUGGCUGCUCAAGGACAGCCUGGGAGGGAACAGCCGCACGGCCAUGGUCGCCACCAUCAGCCCCUCUGCGGACAACUACGACGAGACGCUGUCCACCCUGCGCUACGCCGACAGGGCCAAGAGCAUCGUCAACCACGCCGUCGUCAACGAGGACCCCAACGCCAGGAUCAUCCGAGAGCUCCGGGAGGAAGUGGAGAAACUGAAGGAGCAGCUCUUGGAGGCCGAGUCUAUGAAGGCCCCCGAGCUAAAGGACAGGCUGGAGGAGUCUGAGAAACUGAUCCACGAGAUGACCGUCACCUGGGAGGAUAAGCUCACCAAGACGGAGGCUAUUGCACAGGAGCGUCAGAGGCAGCUAGAGAGCCUGGGCAUUUCCCUGCAGUCCUCUGGAAUCAGAGUGGUGGAUGACAAGUGUUUCCUGGUCAACCUUAACGCUGACCCCGCCCUCAACGAGCUGCUGGUCUACUAUCUGAAGGAGCACACACUCGUGGGCUCGGCCGACUCGCAGGACAUCCAGCUGUGCGGGAUGGCCAUCCAAGCGGAGCACUGCGUCAUCGACAUCAGCGAGGACGACGGCGUGGUGCUCGGUCCUCACCGCAACGCUCGAACCUGUGUGAACGGUGCUGCCAUCUCCAGUCCAGUGCAGCUUCACCACGGCGACCGCAUCCUGUGGGGAAACAACCACUUCUUCAGGAUCAACCUGCCGAAGCACAUGGUCCACGCAGGGGGUGAGGACGAGGAGGGCGGCGCUGCGAUGAAGACGUGUUUGAGCACAGACCGGCUGGAGGCGGACUUUGACGCGGCCAGCGACGUGUCGAGCGAGCUGAGCUUCGGCUACGAGUUCGCUCAGGCCGAAGUCAUGAUGAAAGGCAUGGGCAACAAUGACCCGUUGCAGUCGGUGUUACAGACCCUGGAGAGGCAGCACGAGGAGGAGAAGCGCUGCGCCCUGGAGCGCCAGAGGCAGAUGUACGAACAGGAGCUGCAGCAGCUCCGCCGGAGGCUCACCCCUGAGAAACCCUCCCACCUCCUGGACCCGGCGGGCCCGGUGGCCGGUGUGGCUGCUGCAGCGGUGGCGCCCAGCUCCCAAAAGCGAGUGCGGCGCUGGAGCGAGGACAGAGAGGCGAUGAUGACUCGCAGCCUGCGGCGCCUGAGGGAGCAGAUCGUCCGGGCCAACCUGCUGGCCCAGGAGGCCGGCUUCAUAGCCGAGGAGCUGAGCAAGAGGACGGAGUACCUGGUCACUCUGCAGAUACCUGCUGCCAACCUGGAUGCCAACAGGAAGCGUGAUGUAGUGUUGAGUGAGCCGGCCAUCCAGGUUCGCCGUAAAGGUAAAGGGAAGCAGAUCUGGGCUCUGGAAAAGAUGGAGAACCGACUGGUGGACAUGAGGGAGCUCUACCAGGAGUGGAAGGACUUUGAUGAAGACAACCCUGUGAUGAGAUCCUAUUUCAAACGCGCCGACCCGUUCUUCGAUGAACAGGAGAACCACAGUCUGAUCGGCGUGGCCAACGUUUUCCUGGCCUGCCUGUUCCACGACAUCAAGCUGCAGUACGCAGUGCCCAUCAUCAACCAGAACGGAGAGGUGGCAGGUCGGCUCCAUGUGGAGGUGUGGCGGGGAACGGAGGGCUCCGAGGACCAGGGUCCAGGACUGGCCGGCGCCCAGCAGGGCAACACAGACGGAGACCUGCAAGAGCGCAAACUGGACUGUGUGGUGAAGAUCCUCCACGCCAAUGGGCUGCCUCGCCACCUGUCCAACUUCGUCUUCUGCCAGUACCACUUCUGGGGGGAGGAGGAGUCUGUGUUCAUCGCUCCAGAGAUGCAGCCAUCCAGCUCGUCGUCCUCCUCCAGAGACCCUCAGUGCACUGUGGUCUUCGACAGCGCCAAGGAGUUGUCUGUGCCGGUGUCGGAGGACUUCUUGGAAUAUUUGGCAGAGGGGGCGGUGGCCAUUGAAGUGUACGGCCACAAGCAAUCCAACCAUCGCAGGAACCUGGCGCUGUGGGACCUGGGAGUGAUUCAGGCCAAGACCCGAACCCUCAGAGAAAGGUGGAGCGAGGUGACCCGCCACCUGGAGUUGUGGGUGCAGCUGAUGGAGCUGAACGAGACCGGAGAGUUCACAGCUGUCGAGGUUCUUCCUGCUAAAGAUGUUUGCACAGGAGGAGUCUUCCAGCUCAGACAGGGUCAGUCCCGUCGGGUCCAGGUGGAGGUCCGUUCAGUACUAGACUCUGGCACCAUGCCCCUCAUCGCCGCCUCCAUCCUCUCUGUGUCCAUCGGAGACGUCAAGGUCCGGCAGAUCUCCAAAAGCAGCGGAUCCCAAUGGUCUGGGGAUGAAGACAUGGACAGCUACCAAGAGGUUGACCUGGAGAGGAUGAGGGAACAGUGGCUGGUCACACUCACUCAGAGGCAGGAGUAUCUGGACCAGCAGCUACAGAAGAUAGUUUGCAAACCAGAUAAGUCAGAGGAUGAUUUAGAGCGGGAGUCCCAGCUGCUGGAGUGUCGCCUGACACUAACAGAAGAACGCAACGCUGUUCUGGUGCCGUCGGCUGGCAGCGGGAUCCCCGGAGCGCCGGUGGAGAGGGUGCCGGUCCCUGGGAUGGAAACGCACAUUCCUGUCUUGUUCCUGGAUCUCAGCGCUGAUGAUUUCCAGUCCAACCUGUCGGCCCCGUUGGCCGGGGGGCUGGACGCGCUGCUCGGUGGGGAGGACGACGACGACUCCUUUGACCUUCAUCUUGUGAAACACUAUGAUCCAGAGGUGAAGGUGGAGGCCUCCUGGGACUCCACGGUCCACGAGUGCCCCCAGCUGAGCCGCGUGACGUCGGCCGACCAGAGGGUCUACUUGACGGUCAGCGCGGUGGUUCAGCUGAGCCACCCGGCCCACAUGCAGCUGGUGCUCAGGAAACGCGUCUGCGUCAACGUCACCGGGAGACAGGGUUUUGCUCAGAGCCUGCUGAAGAGGAUGUCUCAGCGCAGCACCAUCCCAGGCUGCGGAGUCACCUUUGAGAUUGUUUCUAACAUCCCAGGGGACAUCCACGGCCCAGAGGACAGGGAGAUGCUGGCCAGGCUGGCUGCCAGCACCGAGGACGACCAGUCGGCCGACAGCGAGGCGGCCAUAGAGAAAUACCUGCGCAGCGUCCUGGCUGUGGAGAACAUCCUCACUCUGGACCGACUCCGACAGGAGGUGGCUGUGAGGGAACAGCUGGCAGGCAGAGGCAAAGCUUCUAGACGCUGCCUGAGCUCUCCAAACAUCAACCGGCUGUCAGCCAGCAGUGUGGAUCUCUACUCCUCUACUCACAGGCUCAAUGACUUCAAGGGCUGGGAGAGCCACCAGGACCUUUCAUCUCGACGCACCCUGCCCAGCUCCAUCUCCCAGAACCCGGCCCCAGAGACAGUGCAUUCAGGUCUUGCUGUGUCUUAUCUCCCUCCAGUGAAGGCCGUACCCAAGCUGCUGAAGUCACUGCUUCCUGGUGGGAGGGAAGACGGUCGGGAGCAGACGGCUGUCCGUCAUCAGCAGAGCGUGCCGCGCAUCGUGGUGCAAUCAGCCAGUGCUGAAGAGGGCUUGAGCAAACAGCAGCAGCCAGUUCCCAUUGAGGAAAUCAUUCCUCCCGGUUUCCAAACCGAGGGCCCCAGAUCUGUGCCCCUCCCAUCGCCAAUCAUCCCGGAGACAGAAGAGUCCACCCCCAGCCCGGUGAGCGAAGCAUCGAGCGGCUACGUGUCGACUAGCAUAUCUACAGUAACGCUGUCGGACGUCUACACGCUGAGCUGGGACCUGCCCGUGUCACCCGGCAGCAGAACCAGCGGCUUUGAGGUGGUGCUGGAUGAAGAGGAAGAGGAGGAGGAAGACGAUGACGUGACACAAUAUAACACUUACUCUGAGUUUAUUCACGUGGACCGAUCGGAGCCUCGGGAGUCCCUGCUGCUCUUUGACGAUGAGACGGCUGAAGAGAGGUCCGACUCGUCCAAACCAGACGAUACGCCAUCGGAUUCCUACCAAGGUCAAGAACCUAAUCGGUCUGUGUCGGUCCAGUUGAUGGAGCAAGAAGAGCUGGAUUCAGCUGCAGAAUCAGAUUUAAUGUGGCAGACCAAACAAGAGCAAGACUCAGUCAUUGACCAUAUUGGACCAGAACAACUAGACAAUACAGAGCCAAUUGAAGAGUCGGUGUUAGUACAAGAGAAAGAAACCAAGCAGACAGAAUGUUCACAAACAGACCCCUCAAAACCAGAACCCCCUCUUACAGAAGAACUCGAGCCAGAAGUUGAACUGUCUGCCCGAGAAGUUCAAAGUGGGUCUGAAACGGUCGCCCCAGAGCAGCCCGAACAAGACCAAACAACCUUCACCAGCGCUCCAGAUCUGGUCCCAGUUGUGGCUGAAGUCUUGGUUGCAGCUCCUAGCCCAUCUGAAGAGUUGGUUCUUCCAGCUUCGUCUAAAGAACAAACCACUCCUGAGGCCUCAAACCCGAGUGGCAUCUCCAUGCUGACUUCAUCCUCAACCACAGAAGUCCAACAGGAAACACCAGCCAACCUAUCAAAGAAAGCCACCUCCGCCCCAGCUUCUCCUCCGCCCCGUGUUCAGACCCUCAAACCUGAUGCCUCAGUGGCGAACCCCUUCAAGAUCCAAAAAGUGAAGUCUGCAGACCUCAAGUCCUUCCAGCGUAUUGUGGGCGAGGACGAGGAGGCAAAGCCCGCAGAGGCGGACCGGGCCAGCAGCCUCGGGGAAGACCUGAACCUCUCUAUGCCGCUGGAAAACCUAGAAAUUAUCUCUGACUCAGAGGAAGGAGACGCAGCAGCAGUUCUUCCUGACUGGCUGAAAGAAGGGGAGUUUGUGACUGUGGGGAACAAUAAGAGCGGCACCGUCCGGUACGUUGGACCCGCAGAUUUUGCAGAAGGUACCUGGGUGGGUGUGGAACUGGAGGUGCCGGCAGGAAAGAAUGACGGUUCAGUGGGGGGCAAGCACUACUUCCACUGUAACCCCGGCUACGGCGUGCUGGUGAGGCCGCACCGGGUGAGCCAGGCCGGUGGAAAGCGCCGCCGGCAGCAGCACAAGCGCCGUAGUGCCAACCUGUCCGGAUCCAGCCCCAACCUGGCGGCCCUCACCGCUCUGGCCAAAGGCGAGGGUGGCGGGGCAUCGACCGGCCGGCAAAAAGGAGAGAACCGCAAGUCGUGGAACAGUUGAGCUCCGAACCUGCUGAACGACCCAGCAUGCAUCAGCUGGUCGACGUGAUUAUCGGGUACGCUUUCAGAUCGUGACAAUGCGGUUUUAUUUGGGCUGAGCGACUGCAUCGGAUCCUUUACUGUACGUUUGGGUGGCAAAGGGGAAUUCAGCCCACACUGCUGUUGCUUAGGGUUGGAGAGAACACUCACCUCUUUUGUUUUUAUCAGAAAAUAUACAUGUUUAGUUUUUUGGGUAUUUCAGUAAUUAGGACUGUCUCAAAAUCAUCACAAUCUGUUCUUUUUAAAUGUAUUAUUACACUUGCCAGGCAAAAGAAUGUUAAACACCUUCAUGUGCUCAUAAUGUAUCACACAGCUGCAUCGGAUUGACCUCCAACGUUGUUUUAUACCUCGUGUAUACUUGUGCCUUGAAAUACAACGACGCCUUUGUGCUAAACCCCGAGCUGCGGCUGACAGGCCGCAAACGGUUGAACUGGAGCUUCUUUGGCUCUUGAUUGUGUCAUCUACUGUUUUAGCAACAAAAACACUUGCACUCACUUUUCUAACAAAUUCUACUGACAUUUUUGCUAUGUUUUUAAUCAACUUAUGUGUCAAGAUUGAUUGGAAAUAACUUUUUAAAUGGAAUAUUUUUUUCACUAGCGAGUAUUGAAUUAUGCCGUGUUCAUGGAGUGAUUAGUAUUCAUUUUGGUUUGGUAAACCAGAUAUGUUUUACUAUGCCUGAAUGCUUAUUUAUUGAACGAUGAAGACAUGAUGGUGAAAAUCAAAAUUACCAUUUUAUAUUGUUAAAUAAAUCUCAUUCUGCUCUCCAA